Letharia lupina is the source of this 663-nucleotide messenger RNA. RefSeq lists its product as uncharacterized. Gene Ontology annotation, molecular function: translation initiation factor activity; RNA binding; ribosomal small subunit binding. The transcript is spliced from 12 exons. Gene Ontology annotation, biological process: protein insertion into ER membrane; translational initiation. NCBI's taxonomy places the organism in Eukaryota, Fungi, Ascomycota, Lecanoromycetes, Lecanorales, Parmeliaceae. The coding region runs from base 1 to 663 and encodes 220 amino acids. Gene Ontology annotation, cellular component: eukaryotic 43S preinitiation complex; endoplasmic reticulum membrane. The record is from RefSeq and is a predicted model, not a curated record.
AUGGCAUCAAGGAAGGACAUGCGGAGAGAAGAUCUCAUCAUUCCUUACAAAGAACCCUCAGCAGAAAAACCCGAUGAUAUCGCCAAUACAAUGGCCACCACCCUGCCAAUGGUUGCAAUGUUCACAAGAAACAAGAUGAUUGGCUGGGCUUCGUUUGUCUUUGCGGUACAAACGUGGCUAGCUCAAACGCCUGAGCAGGCAAAGAAGUCUGGCACCCCUGGCUACAUGGGCGCCGGAAUGGCUUUACUCGCUGUAGGAACAACAUAUCUACAACUUUUCAUGCCGCCCCCAGCUGAGUCACCGAGAGCAUACGAGUUUAUGUCCAUCGAAAAUCUCAAGACCUUCGACCCCUUCGCCGAAGCCGACGAAGAUACCGGGGAAACUAAGCAGUCUCAAAACUACAUCCAUAUUAGGAUUCAGCAGCGCAAUGGUCGCAAGACCUUGACUACUGUCCAAGGUCUGCCCAAGAAAUUCGAUCAGAAGAAGAUCCUCAAGGUCAUCAAGAAGAAAUUCGCUUGCAAUGGCACAAUCGUCAAUGACACUGAGAUGGGCGAGGUGAUCCAGCUUCAGGGUGAUCAGCGCAAAGAUGUCCAAGAAUUCCUGGUCGAUAAAAAGGAAGGGCUGGAACUUGAUGCCAAAACUAUCAAGGUCCAUGGGUUCUAG